AUGUCGUUCUUUGCGACAUCGCGGAAGGAGGUGAUGAUUGCGGGGAAAUAUAAGAUGUUGCGAAGAAUAGGUGGUGGUUCUUUUGGUGACAUUUAUUUGGCGAUCAAUAUUUCUACCGGAGAGGAGGUAGCUGUAAAAGUAGAAUCUAUUAAGGCCAGACACCCACAACUCCUCUAUGAGAGCAGAGUAUACAAAAUUCUCCAAGGCGGCAUCGGCAUACCACAUAUAAGAUGGUACGGUUACGAGAAGGACCACAACAUCCUCGUGAUGGACCUGCUAGGUCCGUCUUUGGAGGACCUCUUCAACUUUUGUUCGCGACAGUUCACCAUCAAGACUGUUCUCAUGUUAGCGGAUCAAAUGCUCGGCCGAGUGGAGUUCGUGCACUGCAAAUGCUUCAUACACCGCGACAUAAAACCUGACAACUUCCUUAUGGGCAUCGGCCGCCACUGCAACAAGCUCUACAUGAUCGAUUUCGGCCUGGCGAAGAAGUUCCGGGAUCUCCGCUCGCGCGUCCACAUCGGCUACCGCGAGGACAAGAACCUGACAGGAACCGCGCGCUACGCCUCCAUAAACGCCCACCUCGGCAUCGAGCAGUCGCGCCGCGACGACAUGGAGUCCCUCGGCUACGUGCUCAUGUACUUCAACAGGGGCUCUCUGCCCUGGCAGGGGCUGAAGGCGCUCACGAAGAAGCAGAAAUACGAGAGGAUCAGCGAGAAGAAGAUGUCCACGCCCGUCGAAGUGCUUUGCAAGGGUUUCCCCGCCGAGUUUGCUAUGUAUCUAAAUUAUUGCCGCGGACUGACAUUCGACGAGUCACCGGACUACAUGUAUCUUAGACAGCUGUUCCGCAUACUGUUCCGCACGAUGAACUACCAGUACGACUACACGUUCGACUGGACCAUCCUGCGGCAGCGCAAGCAGACCAUGAUCGAGGCGAACGCGGAGCGGCGCUCGCCGUGCGCCCAGCGGCGCGCGCAGCAGCCCUCGCAGCCGCCGCCCAAGACGGAG
Molecule: messenger RNA, 1005 nt
Organism: Iphiclides podalirius (scarce swallowtail)
Lineage: Eukaryota; Metazoa; Arthropoda; Insecta; Lepidoptera; Papilionidae
Source: the annotation of a GenBank genome assembly